Scedosporium apiospermum is the source of this 309-nucleotide messenger RNA. RefSeq lists its product as uncharacterized. The record is from RefSeq and is a predicted model, not a curated record. The coding region runs from base 1 to 309 and encodes 102 amino acids. NCBI's taxonomy places the organism in Eukaryota, Fungi, Ascomycota, Sordariomycetes, Microascales, Microascaceae. The transcript is spliced from 2 exons.
AUGAAGAUUCAAACCUUAGCUUUUCUGGCUGUCCUCUCUGCUUCCGCCGUUGCGGUCCCCGUUGGCACCAAUACUCUCAUCUCCACCUUUGCCGUUGAUGCCGACGUUGUACCCAAGGGUUACUCCAUCGAAUGUCGAUCUGAAGCGGGCGUCAAGCUCUGCAAGGAGAGCGACGAGGCCAGAGAGUUCCUACAGUGCCGAGGAAACGGCGAAAUCACCGGAGUUGAAGGCUCGCGGUUCGAGUACUGUGCUAGGGACUGCCAGUGUCUAACUCUAAACGGAGCGUGUGGGAAUCGGUCGACCUGUUAA